Molecule: messenger RNA, 1131 nt
Organism: Prorocentrum cordatum
Lineage: Eukaryota; Dinophyceae; Prorocentrales; Prorocentraceae
Source: the annotation of a GenBank genome assembly
CAGCGGCGCCGACGAGAACGGCCCCACCGGGGAGCUCCAGAGCCUCGCGCGCGGUCUGCUGCUCCAGCACAACUCCUCGCAUAUGUCGGCGGCCAGAUGCGACGACUUCACGGCCAUCGUGCUCGAGCACGUCGCCGAGAUCGAGGCGAUGAAGCCGGAGCAGGGCGAUGCAGAGUACACAAUCAAGAACAACAUGGGCUUGAUGGGGUCUCCGAUGAGCGUCGCCCGCAGGGUGGGUCACGCGCCGCUCACCAAGGCCAUCUUGGCCAAGACGGUGCUCGCGAAGGAGCAGGCGCAGAAGCACGGGAAAGCGAUUUCGCACGCUGUGAGUUACGUGUGCGCCAAGGAGCGCAACAUGGCGACAGCGCCUGCGAGAUCCUCGUCGCGCGCGGACAUCUACAGCGCGCACGGGCGCGGCUCGCCGCGCAGGCUCGUGAAGCAGACGCCCGAGAAGAAGAAAGGGGCGCCGGCCUGCGUGGACUUGGUCGCGCGCGCGCCCGUUGUAUUCCGCCAGGACACAUCCACUUUGAAGGGGCACGUGGACUAUGAUUCCUUCGUGUACGUUAUCGAGGGCGCUUCGGGGAGGCGCGAGUACCUUCUGGUGCGCGGCGACAGAGGCUUCUGCAUGGCAGACCUCGGAGGCGGCGAGAUGGCCCACGUGUGCACAGAGAUGCCGAAUCUCCUGCUCGACGAGAAGGAGAAGAUGCUGGCCGAGCGGGCUUCCAGGGAUAAAGCCAAGGCGGCCGCCAUGGCGAGGCCACGCGACGAGGAGUACGAUGUCGAGGAUUUGCAGGAGGAGGGGACGCCUGCGGCCGAGGCGCCCAAGGCCAAGCCCAAGCCCAAGCCCAAGGCCGAGUGCAAGGCCAAGGCCGAGCGCAAUAAGAAAACAUUGAAGACUGCGGUGACAAGGCCAGCUGGCUACGGCACCCACUACGUGGAGACGUGCUACAAGGCGUCCUGCAGCAUCGCCGUGCGCCAGAAGUUCGAGCCGAAGCGGCAGGUGGCAUCCAGCGGGGGCGCCCGCUACAAGGACUGCGACGUGGAUGCCAUGCGGGCCGUCGGCCGCGAAGCAGUGGCCUUGAUGGAUAAGGGCGAGCUUGACGAGGAGGGCGCAGCGUCGUGGAUGACCAG